This is a messenger RNA of Penicillium odoratum, 1560 nucleotides long. RefSeq names its product Amino acid/polyamine transporter I. Gene Ontology annotation, biological process: transmembrane transport. NCBI's taxonomy places the organism in Eukaryota, Fungi, Ascomycota, Eurotiomycetes, Eurotiales, Aspergillaceae. The record is from RefSeq and is a predicted model, not a curated record. The transcript is spliced from 5 exons. The coding region runs from base 1 to 1560 and encodes 519 amino acids. Gene Ontology annotation, molecular function: transmembrane transporter activity. Gene Ontology annotation, cellular component: membrane.
AUGACUUCCAUUUCAGAUUUAGAGGACAGAAGCAAGACUUUCCCGGAGAAGCCUGUCAGUGAUGAGGAGCAGCUGGCUGCCCUCGGUCACGUACAGGAACUUCGUCGUGAAUUCUCCCUAUGGUCAAUUGUGUGUCUUCAGAUCUCCUUGAUGGCAACAUGGGAAGCAUUGUCAUCAGUUGUGGCAACAGCCUUGACCAAUGGUGGUGCCCCUUGUUUGUUUUAUAACUAUCUGAUUUCCUUGGCUGGUACCAUUUUCGUGGUUCUGUCACUAUGUGAAAUUGCCGCCAUUUACCCCACCGCAGGAGGACAAUAUCACUGGGUCCACUGUCUCACUCCUGAAUCAUAUCGAGCCACUGCAUCAUGGUUUACCGGCUGGAUUUCCAUCGGUGGCCAGCUCGUUCUUGCCGCUUCAGCUGCCUUUGCCUCUGGCCUGCAGCUGCAGGCUCUCAUCACCAUGAACAACCUCGACACAUAUAUUCCCGAGAGAUGGCAGGGAAUGCUCUUCUACUGGUUGAUCCUGGCAUAUUCUACCGCAGUCAACAUUUUCGGCUCCAAGAUUCUCCCUCACACCAACACAACGGCGGGUGUAUUGCAUGUACUCGCAUUUAUCGCGAUCGUCUGCGUCUUGGGUGCAAUGUCCACCAAACACUCCGCCGACUAUGUCUUCAAAGAGUUUUCUAACACCAGUGGCUGGACCAACGACGGAGUCUCCUGGCUGGUUGGGUUGCUCAGCACUGUAUACCCUUUUCUCGGAUAUGAUGCCGCCUGCCAUCUAAGUGAGGAACUCCCCAAGCCCUCGCGUAAUGUGCCCCUGGCCAUGAUCGGCAGCGUCACUAUUAACGGUAUCAUCGGCCUUGUUUAUUGCGUUGUGCUGUUAUUCGCUCUAGGCGAUCUCCAAACUCUUCUCGAAUCAAAAACAGGGUUCCCAUUUAUGCAACUCUUCCUCAACGUCACAGGCUCGCCGGCCGGUGCCUCGGUAAUGGCGCUGUGUAUCACUUUGGUAGCACUCGCUGCUAAUGCCGCUGGGACAACCUCGACCAGUCGCACAGCAUGGGCCUUUGCUCGUGAUCACGGUCUCCCUGGUUCGGGAUUCUUUUCCUACGUAAAUCCGACCCUCAAGGUGCCCGUGCGCAUGGUCCUGGUCGUUGGGCUCUUGCAAAUGCUGCUCGGUCUGAUAUACCUCGGAAGCUCAACGGCCUUUAAUGCCGUCCUUUCUAUGGCUAUCCUGGGCAUGUACGCUUCCUACUUCUCUCCCAUCCUGUUCAUGCUUCUGUAUGGUCGACGGACAUCCUCAUCGGUUGUCGGUGGUUUGGGAUCAGGGAUGUUCAAUCUCGGACCGCGAUGGGGCCCGGUAAUCAACGUCAUUGCCCUGAUGUGGCUGCUCCUUGCAAUGGUGUUCAGCACAUUUCCUACCGUCGAGCCUGUCACACCUAACAAUAUGAACUACUGUGUGGUGGUGACGAUGGGCUGGAUGUUUAUCGGCGCGGUGUACUACUAUAUUUUUGGUGGAAAGAGACGAUUCUCAGGUCCCGUGGUUGAAUUAGCCGAGGAUAUAUAA